Pistacia vera is the source of this 3615-nucleotide messenger RNA. RefSeq names its product trihelix transcription factor GTL1-like. The transcript has 3 exons. Lineage: Eukaryota; Viridiplantae; Streptophyta; Magnoliopsida; Sapindales; Anacardiaceae. The record is from RefSeq and is a predicted model, not a curated record. Bases 691 to 3036 code for a protein of 781 amino acids.
CCCUUUUCUCUCUCUUAAUCAUCACACCCUCAAAAUCGUCAUCUCCAUUCAUUUUUCUCUCUCUCUCUCUCCACAACUUUCUCUUUUUACUCUGUCAAUUUUGCAGUACAGUGCAGUGCAGCGCGCAGUUGAUGAUGAUGAUUAUGCCCUUCUGCUUAUCUUCUCUUUCUUCUUUACUGCUGGCUUUCUAUAUGUUUUUCCUUUUCAUGAUUUUGCCAGAUUAGUAUAUAUUUAUUUAAUAACUAAAAAGGAAUUUAAUCUAAAUCAGGAGGAGAGCACUAACUCGUAGGAAUUCUCUUGCUAGCUUUCAAUCUUUCCAGUUGUCUACUGUUCCGUCUUUCUUCUUCUUCUUUUUUAUAUAUAUAUUUUUUUUUGUUGGUUAAAUCAUUCUUUUAAACAUCUUUCGCCAAACUUCUCUUCUCUUACUCUUUAUCUCUCACAACCUGUCGUAUCUCGCUUCAAUCUCCCAUUCCCCUUCAAACCAACCUCCCUCCCUAGCUAAGCUAGCGGUUAAACAAGAGUGAGGGAAGGAAGGUGAUACAAGUUUUGUAAAUUAUUUCAUAUUAAAAGAGAUGGUGAUGCACAUAAAAAGCCAAGGAAUUUAAUUUGUUAGAGAAGUGGUGUGGAGGUUAUCGUUGAUAAAUAGAAAGAAAGUAUGCGCAAGGAGUGGCUCCAUCUCAAUACGCGGAGAUGACUCCUGCUGCAGCUGGAGCUGCAACUACAACUACAACCUCACACAUGGGGCAGCAGCCAGUAGAAUCAGCUUCACCAAUUAGCAGCCGACCACCUAGUAAUUUGGAUGAACUUAUAAGACUUUCUUCUGCUGGUGGUGGUGGUGGUGGUGGAGGAGAUGAGGAUACAGAAGGCGAUCGGGCAGGAGGUGUUGCGAGCGGCAACAGGUGGCCUCGUCAAGAAACACUAGCACUUCUCAAUAUUAGGUCUGAUAUGGAUGCGGCCUUCCGUGAUGCCACCAUUAAAGGUCCUCUCUGGGAAGAUGUCUCCAGGAAACUAGCAGAGUUGGGAUAUAAACGUAGUGCCAAGAAAUGCAAAGAAAAAUUUGAGAACGUUCACAAGUACUAUAAGCGAACAAAGGAAGGAAGAGCUGGUCGUCAAGAUGGUAAAAGUUACAAAUUUUUCAGCCAGCUCGAGGCUCUUCAUACAACCACUGCCACCACCAGUAACGUGUCAGCUUCCUUAUCAAUGCCAGUGACAACUGUCACCACCACCUCCUCCAACACAAUCACUUUAGAUGUUGCUCCUGUCUCAAUAGGGAUCCCCAUCCCCAUCUCUUCAUCUGUUAGAAUUCCAACUAUCGCUCCUAUGUCUUCCUCUAUAUUUCCUCCCAAUCUCAGUGCACCCACCAUCAACGUUCCUGGAUCUACUACUACGGCACCCCCACCACUACCACCUCAAACUGCAACUGCUACCACAACCGCCACUCCUGUCCCGAUCAGCUUUUCAUCUGAUAGUUCUUCUUCCCCAGAAACUGAAGAUGAUGAUGAUGAUGAUGAUGAAGACGAUAUCGACUUCCAAGGACAGCCAUCAAAUACUGCUGGUAGCAGCCGCAAACGAAAAAGACAAUCAUCCAGUAGUACUAACAGGAUGAUGGAGUUCUUUGAGAGUCUAAUGAAACAGGUAAUGCAAAAGCAGGAGACCAUGCAGCAAAGGUUCUUGGAGGUGAUAGAGAAGAGAGAGCAAGAUAGGAUGAUAAGAGAAGAAGCUUGGAAGAGGCAAGAGAUGACAAGAUUGGCUCGUGAGCACGAGCUUAUGGCCCAAGAGAGAGCCAUCUCUGCUUCCAGGGAUGCUGCCAUCAUUUCCUUUUUGCAGAAAAUUACUGGUCAGACCAUUCAAUUGCCUUCUGCUGCUCCGCCACCUCCACCACCGGCACCAGCACCAGCACCGGCGCCUGUAGUAGUUGCACCAGCAAUCCCUGUCCCAACACCAACACUAUCUCAUCUGCCACUAUCGAUACCACACGAACAACGAGAUCAACAACCCCAACGACGACAUCAACAUCAACAUCAACAUCAACAUCAACAUCAACAGCAACAGCAACAACAUCAGUCCCAACAUGCUGAAGCUUUGAGGCAUCAACCGGCCUCCACUUCCUUACCUUCUUCUGAAGUAGUCAUCGCAAUUCCCGAACAACAGGUACCACCGCAGCCACAGGAGAUUAGCGGCAGUGGAAACUUUGAACCCACUUCCUCAAGAUGGCCAAAAGUAGAAGUUCUUGCACUUAUAAAGUUAAGGAGUGGACUUGAACCCCGGUACCAAGAAGCUGGGCCUAAGGGACCUCUUUGGGAAGAAAUCUCCGCAGGAAUGCAGCGGAUGGGUUAUAAGAGGAGUGCCAAGAGAUGCAAGGAAAAGUGGGAGAAUAUUAACAAGUACUUCAAGAAGGUCAAAGAAAGUAACAAGAAACGCCCUGAAGAUGCCAAAACCUGCCCCUACUUCCACGAGCUCGAUGCACUCUACCGGAAAAAGAUAAUCGGCAGCUCAAGUGGCACUAGUAGCUUUAGUAGUCAGAAUAGACCAGAAGAACUACAGCCAGAAGUACAGCAUCAGCAGGAAAGCAUCAAAUUGGAUCCAGUCCCACCAGCAAAUCUCCAAGAGAGCGGUAAUGUUCCAACUGUAAUGCCGCCACUACAAGUGACGCAAGCUUCUGAAUCAGUUAAGCAAAAUGUAGCAAAUGUCGAUGCACAAGCAAGUAAUAUAGGUUUGGCAAGUAGCCUCUUUGGAGAAGGAAAUGGAGGAUCAUCAAAGAAGCCAGAAGACAUUGUGAAGGAGCUGAUGAACCAGAAGGAGAUGCAACAGCAACAGCGAGCGCCGUCCAUAAUGGAUGAUUUUGAUAAAUACAGUGACAGCGAGAAUAUGGAGCAAGAGGAAGAUGAUGAGGAUGAGGAUGAUGAUGAUGAUGAUGAUGAUGAGGAUUUAGAAGAGAGGAAGAUAGGUUAUAAAGUAGAAUUUGAGAGGCAAAAAGCAAACACAUCAAACGGGGGAGGAAAUGGGACACCCUCUUUCUUGGCGGUAGUUCAAUAAUAUUAAAAUUCGGGGGAGGAGGAUUGCAGGUUGGUGGGGUUCGUUCUUCAUCACCAAAAUGUACCAUAUGUACCUUUUUGUUCAGAAGCCUAACAAUUCAGUUGCAAGCCUCAUAACUAAAUUAAUUCUUCCUAUUUUUUCUUCUUUCUCAUAUCUUUUCUUUUUAAAAUUUCUUUCUUUCAUGUUCAUCCAUGCUACCACAUCUUCUUCUCGUCAUCGUCAUAGUCAUCGUCAUCGCCAUCGUCAUCAUCACCCUCCUCUUCUUUUUCUACUUGUUGAGCAAUACAGGUUUUAAGAUGGGGAGGGUGGGGUGGCAAUUGGUUUCACAUUUUGAAUUUAUUGAUUUGUUGGAGAAUAAAGAACCGUUGCAAAGGCACGGAAGGGAUUGAAUGAAGAGAAACAAAAUAAGCUUGCCCAGCAGCAUAAUCAUCCAAACGUAGAGUGGAAAAGAUAGAGAGAAACACAGACCGACGGAGAAGCAGAAGUCGUUUGUUUCAGUAUUUCUUUUGAUAUUAAUUCUUUGUUACUUGCUUUGUUUUGAAUUAAUAAUAUGAAUGAAAGAAUCUGUGUUUUCCAUAA